ACUCCGAGAUCGAUUCUGAUCCUUCUAAAGUCAACAGCCCACUGGCACUCUUUUCUAUUUAUCCUUUUUAUCAUUUUCUCCACAAUGUCAUCAUAAAAUCCUCAGACUCUUCUGGAUCAAAUAUGACACGACAAACAUUGAACGUUGCAACCUCUGUACUGCACCCAAAGACAAAAUAAAACAACAUCAUCAUCCAUGGAGAAGCGCCAGAGUAAGCAAAGGAAGGCUCAAAUUCGCUCACCUGGUGGAGAUCAUAUCGGGGGGCUGCUUGUUUGGGGCGGAGCCUUGGCUUUUGCAGGUUUGGCUACAGCUUUUGCUGUUCACAAAGGUAAAAGAAGGGAUGCAGAUGAGACCAGCAGCCGCCGGAAGGAAGAAGACCAAACAAAUCAAGGGCUGCGCUGCGGAAGCAAUGGGUCAACGAAGAUGGCUGCGACCCAGAUGAAUUCUUGCGAGGUUGUUUCUACUGAAGGUUUGAUUUCGAAAGAAAACCUUGCAUCUACAAACAAUUGCGGAAAUGAGGAUUCUAACAAUGAUUAUCAGGGGGCGAUCCACAAGGAUGAUUCGAAACUAGAUUGCAUUAAAUCAGGCAACAAUCAUAGCGAGAUUGAAGAAUUAUCAUCUCCGAGCCCUUCCUUGUAUUAUCUGAAAAACAGGAUUGAGAAUGAUUCAGUUGAGGAGGCACCCUUAUUUGAAGUAAUUGAAGGUAUAAAAGGGAAGGAAGCAUUGGAUACUGUAGAAAUAGAAGAUGAUACUUCAUCAAUGGAUUUAGUUAAGGAAAAAGAAGAAAAUGACGAUGAUGAUGAUCAGGAGGAGGAAGAUGCUCUAAAGUUAGAAGAUGAAACAUCAUCAAUGGAUUUAGUUGAAGAAAAAGAAGAAAAUGGCGAUGAUGAUGAUCAGAAGGAGGAAGAAACCAGUGAUGCUGUAAAGCUAGAAGUUAAAACUUUAUCAAUGGAUUUAAUUGAAGAAAAAGAAGAAAAUAGUGACGGCGAUGAUCAGGAGGAGGAAGAAACCAGUGAUGCUCUAAAGAUAGAAGUUGAAAAUUUAUCAAUUGAUUUAAUUGAAGAAAAAGAAGAAACUGGUGACGGCAAUGAUCAGGAGAAGGAAGAAACCAGUGCUGUAAAGGUAGAAGAUGAAACUUCAUCAAUGGAUUUAGUUAAAGGAAAAGAAGAAAAUGGCGACGGUGAUGAUCAGGAGGAGGAAGAAACCAGUGAUGCUGUAAAGAUAGAAGAUGAAACUUCAUCAAUGGAUUUAGUUGAAGGAAAAGAAGAAAACGGCAAUGGUGAUGAUCAGGAGGAGGAAGAAACCAAUGAUGCUGCAAAGAUAGAAGUUGAAACUUUAUCAAUUGAUUUAAUUGAAGAAAAAGAAGAAAAUAGUAACAGCGAUGAUGAGGAGAAGGAAGAAACCAGUGAUACUGUAAAGAUAGAAGAUGAAACUUCAUCAAUAGAUUUAGUUGAAGGAAAAGAAGAAAAUAGUGAUGGUGAUGAUCAAGAUGUUGUAAAGAUAGAAGUUGAAACUUCAUCAAUUGAUUUAAUUGAAGAAAAAGAAGAAAAUGGUGACGGCGAUGAUGAAGAGAAGGAAGAAACCAGUGAUGCUGUAAAGGUAGAAGAUGAAACUUCAUCUAUGGAUUUAGUUGAAGGAAAAGAAGAAAAUGGCAACGGUGAUGAUCAGGAGGAGGAAGAAGCUAGUGAUGAUCAGAAGGAGGAAGAAACCAGUAAUGCUACAAAGAUAGAAGUUGAAACUUCAUCAAUGAAUUUAGUUGAAGAAAAAGAAAAAAAUUGCAACGGUGAUGAUCAGGAGGAGAAAGAAGCUAGUGAUGAUCAGAAGGAGGAAGAAACCAGUAAUGCUACAAAGAUAGAAGUUGAAACUUCAUCAAUGAAUUUAGUUGAAGAAAAAGAAAAAAAUUGCAACGGUGAUGAUCAGGAGGAGGAAGAAGCUAGUGAUGAUCAGAAGGAGGAAGAAACCAGUAAUGCUAUAAAGAUAGUUGAAGAAAAAGAAAAAAAUUGCAACUGUGAUCAGGAGGAGGAAGAAACCAGCAAUGCUGUAAAGAUAGAAGUUGAAACUUCAUCAAUGAAUUUAGUUGAAGCAAAAGAAGAAAAAAGCGACGGUGAUGAUCAAAAGGAGGAAGAAACCAAUGAUGAUCAAAUGAUAGAAGUUGAAACUUCAUUAAUGGAUUUAGUUGAAGAAAAAGAAGAAAAUGGCAACGGUGAUGGUCAGAAGGAAGAAGAAACCAGUGAUGAUGUAAAGAUAGAAGUUGAAACUUCAUCAAUGAAUUUAGUUGAAGAAAAAGAAGAAAAUGGCGACGGUGAUGAUCAGAAGGAGGAAGAAAUCAGUGAUGAUCAGAAGAUAGAAGAACUUCUAUCAAUGGGUUUAGUUGAAGAAAAAGAAGAAAAUGGCAACGGUGAUGGUCAGGAGGAGGAAGAAAUCAAUAAUACUGUAAAGAUAGAAGUUGAAACUUCAUCAAUGAAUUUAGUUGAAGAAAAGGAAGAAAAUGGCGAUGUUGAUGAUCAAGAAAAGGAAGAAAUUAGUGAUGCUGUAAAGAUUGAAGUUGAAACUUCAUCAAUGGAUUUAGUGGAAGAAAAAGAAGAAAAUGGCGAUGAUAAUGAUUGGGAGGAAGAAGAAACCAGUUAUGAUCAGGAGGUGGAAGAAACCAAAGAGGAUUCACCCUUGGUAGAAAGAAAUGACAUUGAAAAGGAACCAAUGGUCAGCUUUGUGGAGAUAUGUGCAGAGAAAACUUCAUCAAUCCAUUCAAUCAAAGAAGCAGAGGAUUAUGACAGGGAGUUCAGACAGGCCUUGGCUCCGGUGGAAAGAAUUGAAGUCUGGGGAAAGGUUGAAGCGUUUGAGGAUGCUCCGAAGGCAAGUGAAAACACAACUCCAACAAUGCAUCCAGUUGAAGAGGAAGAAGAGGAGCAUGGUGAUGAAGAAUACGCCAUGGAGAAAGGCGAAGAGAAUUCAGAAGCAACAGGAACCUCUCCCGCUGGAUCCAACGAAGAGAAAAUUUGGCCAAUGGAAUUGGUAGAAGCAUUGUCAGAGGAGCUCAGCAACACCCUUGAAGCGAAUAUUUUAGAGAAAAAUCAGACCAACAAAAUCGAAGAGCCUAUUUUCUCCGACGACAGCGAAAUCAAUUUCCUUUACGAUUGCGGAUAUAAUAAUCAUACCCAGAGAUCAACGUUCUUGAAGAAAGAAGGAACCCUGGAGUUUACAGGAGCGAAUGACCAACCAAAGCGCUCCAUGAUAUGGAAGAAUUGGGUUUGGCAUAUAUUAGUGCUGGCAAUGGCAUUAAUGGUGUUAUUUUUAUCUACCCGUGGCAAAGCUAUAUUUUACUUUUCUUAAUUAUGAUUCCCUCCUUGUCCUAUGAGACAUAGAAAAACUGAAAUCAUCCCUCCUUGUCCUAUGAGACAUAGAAAAACUGAAAUCAAUCAAUUUCACUCGGUUGUGAAAGGAAUAAAAAUCGAGGCUCUGUUCUAUCAA
Molecule: messenger RNA, 3468 nt
Organism: Manihot esculenta (cassava)
Lineage: Eukaryota; Viridiplantae; Streptophyta; Magnoliopsida; Malpighiales; Euphorbiaceae
Product: FK506-binding protein 5
Exons: 3
Coding region: 196-3330 (1044 amino acids)
Source: RefSeq, a predicted model, not a curated record